UAACUCCAUCUGCACAAAGAGCAGCAGCAGGAUAAAGGAAAGGCUGUCGGAAAAGAAAGUGAGAGCAAGAACCAGUUGGCAGACUCCCGGCACCCGAAGGCAACGGGUUUCAACAGGUAGUGUAGUUUUCUAACAAAGUCAUGCUUAAUACACAUCCCUCAGUGGCAUGGAGAUUUAAUAUGUACAGAGGAAGGAGAAUCGACCUGUGAUGACCCAUGACCAGCGCACUGUUACAGUCAGACAUGACUAACUGUCUCCUCAGCGCCAUCAGCUGUCUCUGCCUUCUUCUUACUUGUGUCCGAGCUGAGGAAUGCAGCCCAACUGUUCUGGCAGCACGUGACACGUUUGCUGUGCCGGCAGGGGGCCGUCUGUCUCUGUCCUGUGUGGUCCAGCACUGUGGAAAGCACUGGACUGGACACUGGGUGUUUGAAAACUCAACACAUGAUGGGUCGAUUGUUGUUAAAGAAAGUGCAAGGCACCGUUUGACCCACGUGAAUCUCUCAGGCAAUAAAACUCAACAGAUUCUGGAACUGCUGAGCAUCAACCAAUCAGACAAAGGUUUCUAUGGAUGCAGCGUUAAAUGGAGUCAGAGAGAAACUGAGCAGGGACAUUUGACAUAUGUGAACGUCACUGCAGCUGUCCCAUCUCAGAGGAGUCUUUUGCACAGGCUUUUGGUCUGUGCCAGUGCUUCUCUUUGUCUCCCCAUUAUUCUUGGAUUGGCUCGUUGUCUGAGUCCUGAGGUCAAGCCUCAGCCACUUCCCAGGACGCCGUCCACACACGCAGCUGUGUACCACCCGGCUCCACAGCCUCCACCUCGGUGCCCGGUACCCCAGAAACGUAGCGCUCCCCCUCGCAAAGCUCGCCCCAAGUACCAGCAGAAGACCGAGGUGGUGUAUGCAGACAUCUCCCAGGGUGCACUGAGACAAGAGGGAGCCAUCAGAGAGGCGGCCCAGUCCACUGUGUACUCUGACCUCAGAUUUUCUUGAGAUGCUCAUGGAAAGUUGUCGGCUGAGGAUCAGUUCUGUACAGCUAAACAUUUCACAACUGUGAGCUGGAGGUUUUUACCUGUGGAAAGCCAUUAAAGCAGAGGACAGAAUAAUACUUGUAAGGAUCCAGGAGAAAUGUUUGUCUUUCCGUGACAGGGACUCUCCCAAUUACACUCCAAAGUGCACAAAAUGAGUGUUUUGAUUAUGAGGAGCAGUGCCAAAAAUCCUUCACAUGCAAGUGUGGAGCCAAACAGACAGCAAGUGGAGCAGAUAAUGAUGAGAUACUGCCGUAUGCAUCUGUCAUCUGAACCACCCCGAGGGGCUGCAGAGAGGAAAGACUCAGCAUUGUACCAUAUUUUCAGUGAUCCUAAUGCUUUUGGCUUUGCAAAAUUGCAGUGUGACCAAUUCAGAGGCAGUGAAAUUUUCAAAAUGUGAAACUGUUUGUCUAUGAUUUCCAUCUGAUGUGUUUGUGUACAUAAAAUAAUAAAGUACGAACACAUCCCGUGA
Molecule: messenger RNA, 1493 nt
Organism: Acanthopagrus latus (yellowfin seabream)
Lineage: Eukaryota; Metazoa; Chordata; Actinopteri; Spariformes; Sparidae
Exons: 5
Coding region: 216-986 (256 amino acids)
Source: RefSeq, a predicted model, not a curated record